CGGACGGACGGACGGACGCAGUGUUCGCUCAGUGCGCCUCGGCUGCCGCGCUCUCUGUCUUUCUCUCUGCAUCUCCGUGCGUGUGCGCGCGUGUCGCCCUCAGUCCUGUCCUGUCCUGUCCGGAUUCGGGGGUCGAGGUGGAGGCAUGUAGCACCGGAUUCACCGGAUCCAGCGCGCCGAGCAGCAUGUAGCACCUGGAGCGCCGCACACAUCGCCGCCCUCCGCCGUCUUCUCUCCCUCCCGGAGCGGUCAUUUCUCCUCGCGGGGACAGCAUCGCCUGCGCAAGGAUUUUCGGGGAUUUUUUUGGGGGUGGGUGGGGGGAUUUAUUUAUUUUAGAGGAGUGUUUGUGUGUGUUCAUCCCCGCCGCUCUGCACCUCUCGGUCGAUGGUCGUUGAGGAAGCUUCCAUCUUGAGUCCCGUAAAUACCGAGAGAACCAUGGCGAGCGACUCCCCUGCGCGGAGUCUGGACGAGAUAGACCUGUCUGCACUACGGGACCCGGCUGGUAUCUUUGAACUUGUUGAACUGGUUGGAAAUGGCACGUAUGGGCAGGUCUACAAGGGUCGCCAUGUCAAAACAGGCCAGCUUGCUGCUAUUAAGGUCAUGGACGUCACGGGGGAUGAGGAGGAGGAGAUUAAAGCAGAGAUCAACAUGUUAAAGAAGUACAGCCACCACAGGAACAUCGCAACCUAUUAUGGAGCCUUCAUCAAGAAGAACCCCCCUGGGAUGGAUGACCAGCUGUGGCUGGUGAUGGAGUUCUGCGGGGCCGGCUCGGUGACAGACCUCAUCAAAAACACCAAAGGGAACUCUCUGAAGGAGGAGUGGAUCGCCUACAUCUGCAGAGAGAUCCUCAGGGGUCUGACCCACCUCCACCAGCACAAGGUCAUCCACAGAGAUAUCAAGGGCCAGAACGUGCUGCUGACGGAGAACGCAGAGGUUAAACUAGUGGACUUUGGUGUGAGUGCUCAGCUGGAUCGUACGGUGGGACGGAGGAACACGUUUAUCGGCACGCCAUACUGGAUGGCCCCGGAGGUCAUCGCCUGUGACGAGAACCCCGACGCCACGUAUGACUUCAAGAGUGAUCUGUGGUCGCUCGGUAUCACAGCGAUAGAGAUGGCAGAGGGAGCACCACCUCUGUGUGACAUGCAUCCAAUGAGAGCGCUCUUCCUCAUCCCCAGAAAUCCUGCCCCCAGACUCAAGUCAAAGAAGUGGUCGAAGAAGUUCCAGUCUUUCAUAGAAAGCUGUCUGGUGAAGAGCCACAGUCAGAGGCCGAGCACCGAGCAGCUCCUCAAACACCCGUUCAUCAGGGACCUCCCCAACGAGCGGCAGGUCCGCAUCCAGCUGAAGGACCACAUCGACCGCACCAAGAAGAGGAGGGGGGAGAGGGAUGAGACAGAGUACGAGUACAGCGGGAGUGAGGAGGAGGAUGAAGAGAGGGACAUCGGAGAGCCCAGUUCCAUCAUCAACAUUCCCGGGGAGUCCACUCUGAGACGGGACUUCCUGCGCCUCCAGCUGGCCAAUAAGGAGCGGUCGGAGCUGAUCCGGCGUCAGCAGCUGGAGCAGCAGCAGAACGAGGAACACAAGCGCCAACUACUGGCCGAGAGGCAGAAACGUAUCGAGGAGCAGAAAGAACAGAGGCGACGGCUGGAGGAGCAACAGCGUCGAGAGCGAGAGAUGAGGAAGCAGCAGGAGCGAGAGCAGAGGAGGAGGUACGAAGAGAUGGAGCAACUCCGCCGGGAGGAGGAGAGGAGGCACGCAGAGAGAGAGCAGGAGUACAAGAGGAAGCAGAUAGAGGAGCAGCGGCAGGCCGAGCGGCUGCAGAGGCAGCUGCAGCAGGAGCGAGCGUACCUGGUGUCGCUGCAGCAGCAGCAGCAGGAGCCGCCGCGGCCGCCGCAGGACAAGAAGCAGCUGUACCACUACAAAGACCAGGCGCCCGGCAGCAACGACAAGCCCGCCUGGGCCAAAGAGGUGAUGCGUCGAGCUCAGAGCAACUCGCCUCGCAUCCCGCCCAAGAAAUAUCAUUCCUUCAAGGAGACGCGAGACGUCAACCUCGACAACCUCCUCUUACUUCCUGGUUACAAACCUCGCUCCCGCCCCCCUUCCUACCCGGCCCAUGUCAGUCCCUCCAGGGAUCACUUACACGUGCCUCGAAUACGUGUCACCUGUGUCCCCGGCCACACCCCCAGCUCCUCUCAGGCAGCGAUGCGUCGACGGAGCCCCGGCAGGAGCCCCGACUCCAGGGGCCGGAGCCCCGGCCGCCGGGUGGAGGAGCAUUAUAAGAUGAACAGACAGACUUCUCCUGCAUUGCAGCAUAAAGUCUCCAACCGGAUCUCGGACCCGUCGCUGCCGCCGCGCUCCGAGUCCUUCAGCAGCGGAGGCAUCCAGCAGGCCCGGACCCCGCCGAUGCACCGCUCCGUCGAGCCGCAGGUUCCUCAGAGGACCACCUCCAUCUCUCCUGCUCUGGUCAGGAAGCACUCUCCUGGAAAUGGACCUGGCCUGGGGCCUCGGGCUGGAGCUCACCUCAUACGGGCUAGCAACCCCGACCUGCGGAGGACCGAUGUUUCCAUGGAGACGCCCCUGAAGAGGACGAGCAGUGGCAGCUCCUCCAGCUCCAGCACCCCCAGCUCCCAGGGAGGCUCCAACGAACGAGGUAAUUCAGCCAUUAAGACUGAAGGCUCCACACUUUCUACCCACGAGACCAAAGACGACAGCAGGGAGGUGACACGACCCAGCAGGCCUGCAGACCUGACGGCUCUGGCCAAAGAGCUGCGAGAGCUGCGGCAGGGGGAGGAAACCAGCCGCCCGCCCGUCAAAGUGACGGACUACUCGUCGUCCAGUGAGGACUCUCACAGCAGCGAGGAUGAGGAGGGAGAGGGCGGCGCUAAUGACGGAACAGUGGCUGUCAGCGAUAUACCGCGCAUUAUGCCAGCAGCAAGUCAAGGUACCAAUGAGUCCUUCGGCAUGAUGGGAGGUCACAACGACGCCCACGACGACUCGUAUGGAAAUAGCUCCCAGGACAGCACCCUGAUGAUGCGCGAGUACGGGAUGGGAGGCGGCAGCGGCUCCAAGGCUUCCUUCACACCGUUUGUUGAUCCGAGGGUGUACGGCACCUCCCCGACUGAUGACGAUGAUAACAUCUCUGCCACAGCACUGUUUGCCGAUGAGCUGCUGAAACAUGAGCAGGAGCAGGCGAGGCUCAACGAGGCCAGAAAGAUCUCAGUGGUCAACGUCAACCCGACCAAUAUCAGACCGCACAGCGACACGCCCGAGAUCCGCAAAUACAAGAAACGCUUCAACUCUGAGAUCCUCUGUGCUGCCCUCUGGGGGGUGAAUCUGCUCGUGGGGACGGAGAACGGCCUGAUGUUGCUGGAUCGAAGCGGUCAAGGCAAAGUUUACAACCUGAUCAAUCGACGGCGCUUCCAACAGAUGGACGUGCUGGAAGGGCUCAACGUCCUGGUCACCAUCUCAGGGAAGAAGAACAAGCUGCGUGUUUACUACCUGUCCUGGCUGAGAAACAGGAUAUUACACAACGACCCUGAAGUGGAAAAGAAACAGGGUUGGAUCACUGUUGGGGAGCUGGAGGGCUGCGUACACUAUAAAGUCGUGAAGUAUGAGAGGAUUAAAUUUUUGGUGAUUGCUCUGAAGAACUCGGUGGAGAUCUACGCCUGGGCGCCUAAACCUUACCACAAGUUUAUGGCCUUCAAGUCGUUCACUGAUCUGCAGCAUCGCCCCCAGCUGGUCGAUCUGACUGUGGAGGAGGGACAGAGGUUAAAGGUCAUCUACGGCUCCAGCGUCGGCUUCCACGUCAUCGACGUGGACUCUGGCAACCCCUACGACAUCUACAUCCCCUCACAUAUUCAGGGUCAGGUGACCCCGCACGCCAUUGUGGUUCUGCCCAAGACGGACGGCAUGGAGAUGCUGCUGUGCUACGAGGACGAGGGCGUCUACGUCAACACCUACGGACGCAUCACCAAAGACGUGGUGCUGCAGUGGGGCGAGAUGCCCACCUCCGUCGCCUACAUCCACUCCAACCAGAUCAUGGGCUGGGGAGAGAAGGCCAUUGAGAUCCGCUCCGUGGAGACGGGACACCUCGACGGAGUUUUCAUGCACAAGCGAGCUCAGCGACUGAAGUUCCUGUCGGAGAGGAACGACAAGGUUUUCUUCGCCUCGGUGCGUUCUGGAGGCAGCAGUCAAGUCUUCUUCAUGACCCUGAACAGGAGCUCCAUGAUGAACUGGUAACACUUCUCCUUCGGCCCACACCCCUCCUCUUCUUCACUCUGAACUUCGCCCGACAUCUGGAGAGAGGGACGACGGGAUGGCAGGAGGAGAGUGAGUGUGUGUGUGUGUGUGUGUGUGCGUGCGUGUGUGUGUAUACAGUGUGUGUGCGUUUGUGGAGGAAAACAACGAGCUGCUGAACAGACGAUUGAGCAACUUGGAGGACGAGUUAAACCACAGGAGUGCGUCCCCCACAUUGAUCCCACUACAGGGGGCGCUACAGGCCCAUUGAUGGUGUCACCGCCUGCUGGGGGGCUCCACAUACAGAAGUGGACCAUGCCUUCUCCUUCCCUGUGGACUGUUCGUCUGGGCUGAUGGUUGUUCUUGAGAGUUUUGAUCCGGACUUUAAAGGACACUGACAUCAUGCCGAGUAGCCUUUGACCUCCCCAUCUGACUGAACGGGGAGCUGUAGAGAAGUCCUCUGUGUAGCACAUUAAUGAUUUCUCACAGGGUGUUCACACUGCGAGUACGAUUUGUCCUUCCACUCUGCGUGUUGGUGGUGAUGCAGGUGUGCUGACUGCGUUUAUUGCAGCGAAUCAGACAUCCUUUCCUGCGCUGUGUUAUAGCGACUAAACAUUGCUGGCUAUUACGGUAGCAUCAAAAGAAGAAGAAAACUUGAGCUUGUCACUGACCCAAAUAGUGGAUGCAACAUUUUUUGACAUGUGCUUAAGUCAAGUCUCUCAAUGUAAAAGUCACUCUGGGGUGAACCAAAGUCUCUUUGCAGGCGACUCGGUACAUCCACACUAAGCCGGCUGAAGUUUCUCCCUCCAACCUGUCCCUGUGUCCACACUAAUAAAACAAGCUACAUGCAACAACACACUCUGAGCAAAUGUUGGAAAACAGUGUCAGCCUGCGCAGACGCCAUCGUGGACUGUUCGGCAGUAAAGCUAAGAGGCAACUGCUGACCAGACGUUUUGGUUUUUGUUUGUAGUUCGUUCUCGAGAUGUCGAGUAAAGUCCUCUUGGCGAUGUGGGAUGUCAGGUUGUCAACUGUGCAAAAAAAUAAAAUAAAAUCUGCGAUCCACCACCACCGAUUAGAAGACCAACCGCUGCCCGCAUCUAACUUAUGAACCGACGAUGUAACUGCUGCUACGAGCAACAUCUACAAACCAUCCAGUCGAAAUACGGCACGAGCGUGCUCAUGUAAUGCUACGGCCAAACGGGGUGACGUGCAGGAAGGGGCUGGAUUUGGACUCACAGUUCAGCACGCAUUCAUCACACAAUCCGACAUGCCUCAAAACGAAUAUCGUUCAGUCUGACGCAGACUGUGACCCAGACUUUACUGAACACACCUCCUGUGAUAUGCAAUGAACACCAGAGUGUGUAGGCGCCUUAAAAAAAGCGAGAUCUUUUCAAAAACAACCUAAUGUGGACUCGUGUCAUUUUCAAGCUUUUCUGAAUCAGCCGGCAAAGUGUGGACAUUCAGCCUUUAACCUCUCCGAGCCACUGACCAAAUGUUGAAUUCAGAUUACAUACAUGAUGGUCUGUGGACGUCUUCUAGACCAACAUCUUGUAGCAAAAACUUAAGGGUGUCUUCUUCGCGCUGUCAGAUGCUUCAGAAUUGCUUCAGAAGGGGCUCCAUCAAAAUCUGUUGACCUCGUAAAGUCCAGCUGUGGCCGACAUGCGUGCUGUUUCCCUGAUCAUGACUCUGACGGUGUCACUCCCAGUGUGAACACUCACUUUGAGUGCUGCUGCCGAAACACCCUCUACGCCUGUUCCCCCAUUGGGUGAGAAAAAUCCGACAAACAAGCAGUUAGUGCCACAGGGGAAAUGAGAGAUUUCACACCUGUCGUUGAGGACGCUGCACUCUUGGUCUCAGCUCCUGUGGCUACUUUGUCCGGGUAUAUUUCUGGAAGGGAAGGAAGGCUGUAGAUAUUGUAUUAUUGCUGCAACAGCAACACAAAAUCUUCACAUCAUUUCUCACAAGAAGAACUUGGCGUAGAGUAGUUGCCAGCUUCUGGAAGUUUCUACUUUUGCUGCCCUUUGUUCUCGCCACCGUUUUCUGUCCCUGCUGUUCUGUGUUCACUGCACUUGUGUAAAUACUCACUUUGAUGUUAAGGGCAGACUCUGCAAAGCAGGUGAGAACACUGAGGAAAAAAAAAAUAACAGUCUCGCUUUUCUGUCAUCCCUCUGUAAAUCUGUCCGUUCUGUAGUUUCUCUCCGAUGGGAGGUUUUUUUUUUCUGACCAACGAGCCGAGCGAAGACUUACACAGAAGUUUGGUUUGGGUUCACUCUCCAAGUUAAUCUUUUUCCCCGUAGUCCAUCGCUGUUUAUUUAGUUGUGCAUUUUGCAUGGUGACAUACAUGUUUUGCAGUACCUGUCGUCACUCGUUAUGAAUGGUAAGUUUAAGGCAAUACACUGACUGCUCUGACUGCAGAAGCGAAGUGACUUCUGCUUGAGCCCUGAAGCGUUUUUCUCACAACACUGAGCUGUAAAUUGAAAGUUUUAACUUAGCUUAGCAUCGGGGCUUUUAUCUCACGAACAGUCAGAUAUGUCAAGAUUGUACACUGGAUAAUUCUACAUGUACCAUUAAGUUUAUAUUUCAGGCAUUGUGUGGAUGCUCACACCCAGAGCAGCUUCUAAAGAGCGAGCGAGCAGGAAGGGGCUCAGCAUCACUUUGGAUGACGUUUUCUAUAUUUUGCGGGGUUGACACUUUGAUGACGGUCCCCAGACACGCUGAUGUUUGCGGGACUGUGAGGCAGGCUGGGGGAGAAAAGAGGUUCAUCUUUUACUUGAUAUUUCUUUUACUGUUCAUUGAUCUUAAAGGAUGCGAUAGGUGUAAGCGAUGCCACUUUAAGGCCAGCUGAAGCCUUUUACAUGUGCAGGAUGUUAGCAUUAAUCAACACCCUGUGAAUAAAGGUCAGGAGGCAGGGUCAGUUGGAGGAAACAUAGAUAAAAAGAUAUAUAUACUGUAAGAAUUUUCGUUAUGAUGAUAUCUUGCUGAUCAUUUUAGAGAAAGACAAAAAAAUAAUGUUCACUUAUUAAAGCUUAGUUGUCUUUCUACAGAAUAGAGAACAUAGCUAUAAGAAUUUCUAAAAAAAAAAAUACAAUGUUUUUAUUGUGGUAUUAUUUGUAUUUGUAUUUCAAUUUUUGUACGUAUCAAGACUGUGAACGUAUGUACGGCUGUCAGCCUGUGAGUGUGCGUGUGUUUGAGUGUGUAGGUGAGCAGGUGUGUGCACAGGUGUGUGACAUGCAUGUGAGUGUAUGUUUUCACCUUGUCUGAAUCACUGGAAUCAGUCAAAAGACGACCUCAAUCUGGUAACACACAUCUGUGAUGUUGGAAAAUUCUACAAUAAAUGUCCUCUCCUUGU
Molecule: messenger RNA, 7582 nt
Organism: Chelmon rostratus (copperband butterflyfish)
Lineage: Eukaryota; Metazoa; Chordata; Actinopteri; Chaetodontiformes; Chaetodontidae
Gene: tnikb
Product: TRAF2 and NCK interacting kinase b
Exons: 30
Coding region: 385-4236 (1283 amino acids)
Biological process (GO): protein phosphorylation
Molecular function (GO): ATP binding; protein kinase activity
Source: RefSeq, a predicted model, not a curated record